Caenorhabditis bovis is the source of this 1041-nucleotide messenger RNA. The record is from the annotation of a GenBank genome assembly. Lineage: Eukaryota; Metazoa; Nematoda; Chromadorea; Rhabditida; Rhabditidae.
AUGUCUAAUGCCCGAAAAAGAAAGAGUCGUAGUCCGAAGCGACCCACUGAGAAGCGCGUGAUUUCGGCGAGAACCCAGAAGCUCAUUGACGAAUUCUACGAGCGACAAGAAGAAUUGCUCAAGCAUUACAAGGAGGACGAAAAAACUGUAAAUAAUGAAAUAAUUGCAAAAAAGGAAGAAGACGAACGCCUUGAAGACAGACUACUCGCUCAAGCCACUUUCGCUCUAAACAUUGCUUCGCUAAUCGGUAAUCUGCUAGCUUCCUACCUCUCAGGAUCGCUAUCAAUUAUGAGUACAUUCGUCGACUCAUCAAUGGAUAUUGGCUGCAGUCUCGUCAUGAACGUCUGUUUAGGUCUUAUGAGUCAAACCGAUGCGCAAAAAUACCCUCGAGGGCGCGAUCGACUGGAAUUGAUCGGCGUGAUUUUGUGCUCCGUUAUAAUGGCAUUCGCAAAUGUCACAAUGAUCAUGCAGUCAAUUAACUCAAUCAUUAAUAACACUGUGGACCCGCAAAUGACAAAUUUGACCAUGGCAAUAGUGGUUGUUCAAACAAUUUUCAAGGCUAUUAUAAUGUAUCUAUGUUAUAAGCGAGCUUCCACCUCUUCACUGGUUAUCGCAAUGGAUCUAAGAAACGAUCUCGUCACAAGAUCACUUGCAUUGAUCUUCGGAUACCUUGGCGACUACGUUUGGAGUCUUGCCGAUCCCAUCGGCGCUAUUAUCGUGUGCACAAUGAUCGCCGUGAUGUGGUGCCAAAAUGCCAUCGAGAAUAUUCCGCAACUGGUGGGAAUCUCUGCCGAACGCGAUCAACUAUCACGCAUAUUGCAUCUCGCGUUGAACCAUGACAAACGCAUUCAAUUCAUCGAUCAUUUUAUGAUCUACUACACCGGACAAAACGCGCAAGUCGAAUUGCACAUCGUUCUCGACGAGACACUCCCAUUAAAGAUAACUCAUGACAUUUCACACAGUUUGGAGAAAAAACUACAAAAGUUGGAGUUCGUCGAGCGCUGCUUCGUCCACGUCGAUUAUUCCUGUGAUGGAGAUUAA